Daphnia pulex (common water flea) is the source of this 1237-nucleotide messenger RNA. RefSeq lists its product as uncharacterized. Bases 776 to 1237 code for a protein of 153 amino acids. The transcript is spliced from 7 exons. Lineage: Eukaryota; Metazoa; Arthropoda; Branchiopoda; Diplostraca; Daphniidae. The record is from RefSeq and is a predicted model, not a curated record.
UGUAUUAGUAUGGUGGGGGAACUUUUGUUGGAAUCGGCUAUCUCGAAUGAAGCCAGUUUCCGGACAAGAGGCGGAGCUUAGUGCAAAAGUCGAAAUUCCUAACAGCCAAUUGCAGGGCUGGUCACGUAUUGUCGGUGCCCUCUAUGAACCAAAAUACUAACUUCUUUCAUAAUUUAGGAAUUUCGGUUCUCGUUCGUUCGAAUACGGCCAUUACGUAUGAAUGCGAUGUAACCGUUUCAUUGAUGUGUGAUUUGAAAGUUAUCUAAAAAUGGUGAAACGGUGUUUCAUAGAAGAUUGUUGUACUGGCAGAGACCAAGAAAAUGGUCCAGCUAUAUUCUUUACAAUUCCAAAACAUCGUCUAGAGGAAUGGAGAGUGAUUCUUCCAAAAAUGGGGCUUUUGGCCUCGUCACGCUUGUGCUGGCGUCAUUUUGAUGAAGAUGACAUCUUGAAGGGUAAAUUUAUUUUAGGCCAAUUUCAUCCACAACAACGAUGACGACUGAAAGAUGGAGCUGCACCAAAGCAUCUUUUAGGGCCUACAAGACAACAGAACAACAGACGCCCAGCAUUGGAAGAUUUGCCUCUAAAUGGUCCUGUGAAGAAGAAGAAACUGCAGCCAAGAUGCAAAACAAUUACGUCAAUUUUGGGGACACCUAUUUCCAGCAUUGUUCAAAAUCAGUUAACUACUAUUCACCACACAGAUCAUAGGAACAGUUCCCAACCUACAACUAAAUUGCUUUGCACAAAUGCUCUCUCAGAUUUUGGUUCCAGCCAUGUGAUGUUUGAAGACGACACUCUGAUGGGUUAUGCUCCUGUGCCAAUAACUACUGUUCUAACAGAUCCUGGGCCAAGCCAAGCCACUGUUGAAGACGACACUCUGAUUGAUUCAGUUCCUGUGCCUGUCACUUCUGCCCUUCCUGAUCCUGGGUCAAGCCAAGCCACUGUUGAGGAUGACACUAUCAUGGUUUCAGUUCCUGUGCCUGUCACUUAUGCUCUUCCUGAUCCUGGGUCAAGCCAAGCGAUUGUUGAAGACGACACUCUGAUUGAUUCAGUUCCUGUGCCUGUCACUCUGAUUGAUUCAGUUCCUGUGCCUGUCAGUUCUACUCUUCCUGGUAUUUCAAAACACUAUACAGUGUCUCAAACUGUUGUUAUAUUUUAUGUUAGUAGUUGUUAUAAGUUUCAAACUCGGAACUACAGCGCAUGUAAAUACAAAGUAAUCUCAAUUAAAUUUCUUUUCUAA